AUGGUUCUCUCUAUGCUCUUGGCCCUCACCACAUGCCCUGCCAUGUUGGGCACGCAAGAAGCGAUCCGGCAAUCGCAAUCCAAAGAGCGACGCGAAGAACACCGCGCCCGGCGCUGCAACUUGAUCGCGACAUGCGUCAAGCCGUCCAUCCGCAGUCGCGAAAUCAACGGGCGCCAGGUCAUCCUGCGCGACAACAAGCUUUACAUCGACACCGGCACCGCCCCUGAAGAUGAAGAAAACCCCGCCACAAACGACCAUUUCAACCCGACAGAAGAAAACGAGCGCCGCCACGGUCACCCCUUCGCCGGCUACUUCCUCCAGUAUCCAGAUGCUGAGUUUGAGGGUCUCGUUAGCACCAUUACCGAUGUCGCGCCAAUUCUGAAUUGGAUCUACGUUGACAGAGACACCGGCGAGGUCAAGUACGGCGUGCGCGCUGAUGCACAACCGAACGUCACGGGGCCGUUUGACUGCACGCGCCUGGAUCGUCGCUUGACUCUCGAUGGGUGGGAGGGCUUCGUUGCAGUCGAGGAAUAUCCAGCCGUCUGGGCGCUAUAUUUCGACCUAGAUGACGAUGGGUUGCGGGGGAAGAUACCCUUUGGCACAAGGGUACUAGAAGUCGAGCUGCAGAGGAGAGAGAAGAAAGUCACUGUCGAUGUCAAACGCGAGGCUGCGAAGGAGCAGGAGAUUUUGAAAAUGCAGAUGGAGCAGCAAAGACAACGACAGGAAGCAGCGCAACAGCAAGAGGAGGCGCAACGACAGAGGCCAGAAGAAGAUGCAGACGACGAAUCUCCGGGUAUCGAGACCUCGAAAGAUUCAUCAGCAGUUCCUCAGAUUGUCGCUCAUGCAGAGGAAACUGAAAGCUACCCGCAUGUGCUGGACCACCGCGAGCGAAAAUACCAGGACGAAGAGAGCGGACAUCCUGGCAAUGAAUCUCCCCGCCACAUCAACGAAACAGACUUUUCCCGGCUCAGGAUCAGUACCGGUGCAGAUUCAGGCUCGCUCGCAGAGCAAGCAGAAGGAACAGUUGGCACUCCCACCGAUACAAAUUGCGGUGCAUCCAUCUGGUCCGCGCCAGAAGAGACCUCAAAAUCCGUGAGAAAUGGCUCAGUCAUUUCUCACGCUACUCCAGACAGCUCUGUCCAGGGCGACGAUGAGGUGGCUGCUGCGGAAGCCGUUUUCAGGCAAAACGAUGCAAUAGGCGCCCCGUCACCACUGUUCUCGCAGAAGUACAGAAAGCCUUAUGUUGAGGACGAAGAGUGA
This is a messenger RNA of Lasiodiplodia theobromae, 1260 nucleotides long. RefSeq lists its product as uncharacterized. The record is from RefSeq and is a predicted model, not a curated record. The transcript has a single exon. Bases 1 to 1260 code for a protein of 419 amino acids. Lineage: Eukaryota; Fungi; Ascomycota; Dothideomycetes; Botryosphaeriales; Botryosphaeriaceae.